AUGCCUUGCACGACGCCGGCUCUUCCCGGGUGGGCUCUCCUCCCGCCUCCAGUGCUUGAGCCGCCCCCCCUCACCCCGCCGCCUCCCGGCUCGCGCGAUCCAGCCCGGGUUUUCCAGGCAGCCGCGCGCGCCUCCUGCCAGCCAUGCGAGCGAGGGGGAUUUCGCAGGCACCCAAGAGAAGCGCGGGGCUGCUGCUGCUGCUGCGAGCGCGGCGGUGGCGGCGGCGGCGAUGGGAGGGAAGCCAGGCCGCCGAGCAGAGCGCAUCGGAGGCUUUGCCGUCCUCCUCUCGGCGCUCGAGGACCCCCGCCAGAGCCGGGCCGAGGAAGAGGAGGAAGAGGAGGAGGCGGCCAGCUGCAGCCGCAGCCGCCGCUGGACCUGCUCCUGCUAGUCCGCGCAGGCGAGCCGGAGAGACGCCCGGCCGGGGGCGGCAUGCGCGCCUGCUGCCCAGCGCGGCCUCGAUCCGGGGGCCCGCGAGCCACGAGGGGGAGGAGGACGACGACGACGACGAGCGGGGAGCCGCCAGCACCUGCCUCUGCCGCUUGCCGGCCAGGACAGCCGGGGGCGGCUCAGCCCCGCCACGCCCGGCGCCGCAGCGGCUCCCUGGACGGCAGCAUCUGCCCUCCCCCGCUGGGUGCGGGGACCACCCCCAGCCCGCCGGCCGCCCGGAGCUCUGGGACUUUGUGAG
Messenger RNA from Hemicordylus capensis (graceful crag lizard), 685 nucleotides. Its product is annotated as cuticle collagen 2C-like. The transcript has a single exon. The record is from RefSeq and is a predicted model, not a curated record. Bases 1 to 684 code for a protein of 227 amino acids. NCBI's taxonomy places the organism in Eukaryota, Metazoa, Chordata, Lepidosauria, Squamata, Cordylidae.